CACUCCACGGGUUGGUCCCUCCUUUCCGGUUACGAAACGCAGUGACAGAGGCCAUCUUGCUUUCAUUUUCACUUGUCUGACAUUUGUUUCUAUUUAAUAAAUGCGUUUACCAAUCUGCCUAAAUACUACUGUGUAGGAAGAAGGGUAACAGAAAGACGAAAAUGCGUUGUCGUUGACCCUCUUUUAAGAUAUGAGCUGAAAACCUUUUUGCCACAUAUCUCACUGGUUGGGGGUUUGAAUCCUGUGUGUGCCCAGACACAUGUGGACCUCUGUGUGUCCAGUGGUGGACUGGGAUCCCAUUCAUCGCGUCGCGGGGACAGACUCAAUGAUCACUAUGACGCUUUACUGAAGGGAUCUUUCUGUACACUCAGAUCAAGGUGGAAGACAAUCAUGAAGUGGUGAUGGCAAGGGCUAAGUUAAAAACAUACAUGACCGCAGCCGGAUUUUUGCUGGUCAUAUUCAUCAUUACCACUAUCUUGAAGUCGCUGCAGCCAGAGGGCUCUGUGUUAGGGAGUCCCUUUGCUCUUGGGCUUUUCCCGCAUCUCAGGAAGACUGAAAAAAGUGAAACUCAUUUGCACGUUCCAGAGCUUAUUGUGACUGCUAGGACAGCCCCAGCGGAAGGGAAGAGACAACUUGAGGAGAGAGCCAUGAGUCUGCAAGUCGCACACAAGGCCUUUCCGCCACCCAAUUACAACCUGCAUGCAUUCUACUACUCAUGGUAUGGCAACCCGCAGUUUGAUGGCAAGUACAUCCACUGGGACCACCCCGUCUUGCCUCACUGGGACUCUAAAGUGGACUCGCAGUAUCCCAAAGAAAGGCACAGCCCCCCAGAGGACAUCGGGGCCAACUUUUAUCCUGCACUUGGAGCCUAUAGUUCCAGGGACCCAACAGUCGUCGAAGCCCACAUGCAACAGCUUCGGACGGCAGCUGUCGGUGUCAUAGCCCUUUCCUGGUAUCCACCCAAUACAAAGGAUGAUAAUGGUGAGCCUACUGAUGACAUCACCCCCCUGGUUUUGGACGUGGCUCAUAAGUACCAAGUGAAGGUUGUUUUCCAUAUAGAGCCAUACAAAGGAAGGGAUGACCAAAGCAUGUUCAGCAAUAUCAAGUACAUUAUCGAGAAGUAUGGGGACCAUCCUGCCUUCUUUCGCUACAAGUCUACUGAUGGAGCGGCUCGUCCCCUGUUCUACGUGUAUGACUCGUAUCUACUAGGUCCAGAAAAAUGGGCAAACCUUUUAAAGAGCAACGGUCGCCAUAGUAUAAGGAACACGCCGUUCGACGGUCUCUUUAUAGCUCUGCUGGUCGAGGAACAGCACAAGAGCGACAUUUUGGCGUCCGGCUUCGACGGCAUCUACACCUACUUUGCCACCAACGGUUUCACCUACGGCUCAUCGCACCGCAACUGGAAGUCCAUCAAAAGCUUCUGCGACAGGAACGGCCUGCUCUUCGUACCCAGCGUCGGCCCGGGCUACAUGGACACCAGCAUCAGACCAUGGAAUUCGCAGAACACGCGGAACCGCAUCAACGGGAAGUACUACGAGACCUCGUUUGAGGCCGCGGUGGAGGCCCGGCCCGACAUCGUGUCCAUAACCUCUUUCAACGAGUGGCACGAAGGGACCCAGAUUGAGAAAGCUGUACCCAAAACAUCCAGCAAAACUGUUUACCAAGACUACCUGCCUCACAAAUCUGACGUGUACUUGGAGAUCACCCGCAAGUGGAAUGAAAUUUUUGUUAAAGAAAGGAAGAAAUGGCUAGUCUGACAGAAAACACAUGGCAUCAAAUAAAGAAUAUCAGUCCAGCUAUUGUGGACCAUGGCAAAUAAUUUCAUUAUUUUAUUUUUUUUACUUUAUCUGACAUUUUCAUCCAAUCUGACUUACAGUAGAGUGAAGGGUUGUGAUUUUUUUUUUCUCUGUGCUCCCUGAGGUUUGAACCUACAACCUUUGUGUUGGCUAGUUGAGCUAUAGGGUUUCAUGAACUAAUCGCAGCUUAGAGAUGUAAAUGAACACCAUUGAUUGGUGUUUGGGCUGUGGGAGGAAACUGCGUGCUAGAAUCAUUCCUGCCAGGUGUGCAGGAUAAACGCUAUUGGCUGAGCUCACCUGUUACUCAGAAUGAGAGGCGUAAAGGAGACCUGCAGACUGAUGGCCUUAAGUCUCAUGUUUUGUAAAUCUGUCUUAUGCUCUUUACAUCUCUGUAUUUAAAAUGAUAAAGCAUAGGAUUGUGGCCCUUCCCACGGCACAAGAGAGCAUGCUGAGGAAAUCUAAGAGCAGCGAUUCUCAACCCAUGGGUCGCGGCAAGUACUGAAAGGGUCACGAGGCAGAGCUGGAAAUAUAAGCAUUUUAAAACCAGCAAGUUCCUAUGCUGAUCCACGAUCAGAUAUCCCAGCCUAGAAUUAACCUGUAUAAACAGGUCUUGGGUCUGCAAAUGCUUAGCGCCAAAGUAGUGAACCCUCAACCAGUCCAAGAAGCCAAACCGCAGAUGCUUAAUUUAAAAUUCACUGGCACAUCCAAUCAGAUUUUGUGCGAUAGGUAUCGAUUGGCGUAAAUCGUAGAGUGCAUUGUGCGCUUCAUAAUAGUGUUAAUUUAAACUUGAUACAGGGUUGUGACUGAGCCGGCAUGGUAAAAAUUAGGUCGGGGUGCAAAAAAGGUUGAGAACCACUGGUUUCGAGAAUGCCAUUUUCCCUAAUCACAGGUUUGUGGACUGUGGGAGGAAACCUGCACAAAUGUGGAGACUUUAUAUACACUGAGUCAGAGGUGAAAAACCCUUAAGGAUUCUCUCCGAGCAGCUGGAAACUGGUGGGACACAGGCUUUUUACAUUCUGGAACCACGACACGAUGGUCAGCCUUCCGAAAUCGUGUCUGCAUGGUGGCAGCUCUCGUUCUGCACAGAUCGUAUUGUGUUUCAGGUAAAACGUCUUAUUUAAUAAAAUAAAAUCUAAUAAAAUCCCAAAAAA
Molecule: messenger RNA, 2947 nt
Organism: Paramormyrops kingsleyae
Lineage: Eukaryota; Metazoa; Chordata; Actinopteri; Osteoglossiformes; Mormyridae
Gene: manea
Product: mannosidase, endo-alpha
Cellular component (GO): Golgi membrane
Molecular function (GO): alpha-mannosidase activity
Source: RefSeq, a predicted model, not a curated record